AUGGCUCCCGACUUGUUCUCUUUCUCCAAUCGCGUCGCGCUCAUCACCGGAGGGGGCUCAGGAAUUGGUGCGUAUGUCGCCAAAGGUCUCGCAGAAACGGGCGCAUCCCGUGUCUACAUCAUUGGCAGGCGCGUGGCAGGCGUCGAGGCCACCACGCAGGCCGCACCCAACGUGAUUAUCCCGAUCGUGGGGGACGUGGGUACGAGCGAAGGAUGCAGGAAGAUCGUCGAAGCAUUCGAAGGAGGAGAGAAGAAGGCGGGCAUAGAUGCGGCAGACAUUAGGCUCGACUUGCUGUUUAACAACGCGGGGAUCGCGCACGAGGAAGGAGCGUGGGGACCGGGAGCUACGCCAGAGCAAGUGCGCGACGCGCUGCUGAAGGCGUCCGACACGGAUUGGGCGCAUGAGUUCGCUGUCAACGUCUCGUCUGUGCAGUGGAUGUCGGCUCUCCUUCUCCCGCACCUCGUCCGAGCGUCCAAACAGAAUAACGGCGCGCGCGACGGACGCGGGUGCAUCGUUAUUAAUUCCUCUGUGUCCGCGUUCUAUUACUCUUCGCCGGUGCAUGUCUAUGCAGCGAGCAAAGCAGCAGCACACAGUGUGACGCAGAGCCUCGCGUCCAAGUUCACGCGCUUGGGCGUGCGCGUGAACAGCAUCGCACCUGCGAACGUGCCGUCGGAGAUGAACAACCCGGACGAUCCGCGGAGUUUCAUCUCACAGAGGCGGGAUGUGAUCCCGAUCGGCCGGAUUGGGAGCGGAGAGGAUGUAGUAGGUACGGUACUUUAUCUGGCGUCGCGGGCCGGUAGCUAUAUUUCAGGGACGGUAAUUCUGGUAAGUGAAGGUCAAGAUACAUUUGUGAAGGUAGACUCAUCUUCAAUCAGGUAG
Molecule: messenger RNA, 879 nt
Organism: Postia placenta MAD-698-R-SB12
Lineage: Eukaryota; Fungi; Basidiomycota; Agaricomycetes; Polyporales; Adustoporiaceae
Exons: 2
Coding region: 1-879 (292 amino acids)
Molecular function (GO): oxidoreductase activity
Source: RefSeq, a predicted model, not a curated record